This is a messenger RNA of Phaeoacremonium minimum UCRPA7, 1218 nucleotides long. RefSeq lists its product as hypothetical. The record is from RefSeq and is a predicted model, not a curated record. The transcript is spliced from 2 exons. Bases 1 to 1218 code for a protein of 405 amino acids. NCBI's taxonomy places the organism in Eukaryota, Fungi, Ascomycota, Sordariomycetes, Togniniales, Togniniaceae.
AUGAGCAGCUACUACUCCUCGGACGACGAGGUGGACGUGCGCAUACGCCACCGCCGUGAGCCGUCGCCGUCGCCCGUCCACUACGUCCAAGCGGUCCGCCCGCCCCGGCCGCGCAGCUACUAUGCCACCGGCCCCAGCUACCUGAUGCCCGAGCAGACCAUGGUGACGACCCGGACCCGGUCACGCUCCCGCGAGCGCCGCUCGAGCCCGCCCCACGCCGUGGCGGCGCCUCCGCCGGCCCCCGUCAUCAUCAACAACCGCAUCUACAACGAGCACUCGUCCGACGAGGAGGACGGCGGCCGGCUCGUCCUGCGCGGCCGCUCCCACUCCAAGGUCCGCUCCCGCGCCGGCUCCAGCGACUACAUGACCCGCGAGGACUAUGAGCUCGAGCGCACCCGCCGGGAGCUGGAGGAGCUCAAGCUCAAGCAGCGCAGCGCCCACAACGACAGCGAGGUCUACGAGCUGAAGCGCGCCCGGCGCGAGCUGGAGGAGCUGCGCGCGCAGCAGGAGCGGGACCGCGAGUCGCGGCGCACCGCCAAGGAGUACCGCGAGGAGGCCGAGCUCAAGGCCGCCAAGCGCGAGCUGGACGAGAUCAAGCGCAAGGAGGAGCUGGAGGCCGAGGAGAAGCGCAUCAAGAAGGAGAUGGAGCUGAAGCGGCUCGAGGAGGAGCGGCGCGCGCACGAGGAGAAGAAGCGCCGCGAGAAGGAAGCCGAGGAGGCCGUCGAGCGAUAUAAGCAGAAGGAGGCCGAGCGCCGCGAGAAGGAGAAGAAGGAGAAGGAGCAGGCCGAGAAGGAGUACCAGCGUCGCCUCCAGGAGGAUCUGAUCCACGCUGGUGUCGACGAGAAGGACAUUGCGGCUAUCAUCAAGAAGGAGAAGGUCAAGGCCGAAAAGCAAAUUGCCGAGCGGCCAACAUAUACCCGCAUGGCAAGAAGGCACCUCUCCAUUGAGACCCUGCGAGUCUACGGCAUUGAUUUUGACUAUGAUACGGAUCCAAACUAUGUCCUGAUCAAGCGCUGGGUCCCUGAAGCUGAGCAGGACGUUCUGUGGAAGCAUACCAGGGUCAUCCGAGAGAAGAGAGACUCCAAGCUGCUGCUGACGAUUGAAGACAAGCCGAAGCACCACCACGGCGGCGACUCCAAUUUCGAAUGGGUCAGAAAGAAGGAGCGCAGGCGAAGCAAGUCUCCUGGCCUGUUGAUGUACCUGGCUGGCGCCAAAUAA